Haliotis rufescens (red abalone) is the source of this 2818-nucleotide messenger RNA. RefSeq lists its product as uncharacterized. The record is from RefSeq and is a predicted model, not a curated record. The coding region runs from base 195 to 797 and encodes 200 amino acids. The transcript is spliced from 5 exons. Lineage: Eukaryota; Metazoa; Mollusca; Gastropoda; Lepetellida; Haliotidae. Gene Ontology annotation, cellular component: nucleus; cytoplasm.
AACAGUUACCGCGUGCUGAAUGACACCUCGUCUGGUUUAGCAGAUACAACGAUUGCGGAGCCAUACGACACAGUAACAUGAUUAUUUUAAAGCCAUGACCGAAAGCUAAUUUCACAACAAAAGUGAAAGGAUGAAGUUACAAUUGUCAACAACGAAAUAGGUUUAUUUGUCUCCUCAGUCAACAAACCAUAGGAAUGAGUGAAAUAAGCCUACAAAAACAGCUUCAGAAAACUUUCCAAGUCCUUGAAUCAGUUGUUUGUCUCUGGGAGAAGACACUGGCAGACUGUGCUUGUACUGUUGCCGCAACAACCAACCUGUGUGAGCAGUACUUUGACUGUAAAGGCUUGGCUGUUGUAACUCUCCCAGUUGGGAAGAUAUUACCUGAUGUCCAGGAGAGAUUGCUGUACAAGAUUCUGUCAGAGUUGGAUAGGAAGGUUGCUGAUCUACGUGACAAGCUAAGUGCUGUGAAAGUAGCACAAGAUAAGUUCUCCAAACAUCAAGAACAGUGUGUGAAAUUGUACAAGAGACAUUCAAAUGAACUUGAUGUGUAUAAGAUGACAGAGUCAACAGCAAUAUGGCCGUCGAUGUCUACCAUGUUGGAAGUACUGGUGGAUUCGGAUUGUUUGCUCUUUGACUUAUAUAAUCUAAAGAUGCAUUGGAUAGAACAGUUAUCAGAAGAGAAGACCUUAAACUGUGAAACUUUGACACACUCAUGGUCUUCAGGGGAUAAGGAUAUUUUACAAAACCUGAAAGAUUCUCUCUGUCAUCUGACAUUCUUUGUACAAGAGAGGGUUUGACACAGUGCCGAUCGCAACAUUGUCCUCUCUCCACUAGACUCUAGUCUGUAUCCCAGGCUGCAGCCUGUAACACCACCAACACGGAGUAUCUCAGGCUGCACCCUGUAACACCACCAACACGGAGUAUCUCAGGCUGCACCCUGUAACACCACCAACACGGAGUAUCUCAGGCUGCACCCUGUAACACCACCAACACGGAGUAUCUCAGGCUGCACCCUGUCACACCACCAACACGGAGUAUCUCAGGCUGCACCCUGUAACACCACCAACACGGAGUAUCCCAGGCUGUACCCUGUAACACCACCAACACGGAGUAUCCCAGGCUGCACCCUGUAACACCACCAACACGGAGUAACCAACACAGAGUAUCUCAGGCUGCACCCUGUAACACCACCAACACGGAGUAUCCCAGGCUGCACCCUGUAACACCACCAACACGGAGUAUCCCAGGCUGCACCCUGUAACACCACCAACACGGAGUAACCAACACGGAGUAUCUCAGGCUGCACCCUGUAACACCACCAACACGGAGUAUCCCAGGCUGCACCCUGUAACGCCACCAACACGGAGUAUCUCAGGCUGUACCCUGUAACACCACCAACACGGAGUAUCUCAGGCUGCACCCUGUAACACAACCAACACGGAGUAACCAACACGGAGUAUCUCAGGCUGCACCCUGUAACACCACCAACACGGAGUAUCUCAGGCUGCACCCUGUAACGCCACCAACACGGAGUAUUUCAGGCUGCACCCUGUAACACCACCAACACGGAGUAACCAACACGGAGUAUCUCAGGCUGCACCCUGUAACACCACCAACACGGAGUAACCAACACGGAGUAACCAACACGGAGUAUCCCAGGCUGCACCCUGUAACACCACCAACACGGAGUAUCCCAGGCUGCACCCUGUAACACCACCAACACGGAGUAUCCCAGGCUGCACCCUGUAACGCCACCAACACGGAGUAUCUCAGGCUGCACCCUGUAACACCACCAACACGGAGUAUUUCAGGCUGCACCCUGUAACACCACCAACACGGAGUAACCAACACGGAGUAUCUCAGGCUGCACCCUGUAACACCACCAACACGGAGUAUCUCAGGCUGCACCCUGUAACACCACCAACACGAAGUAUCCCAGGCUGCACCCUGUAACACCACCAACACGGAGUAUCUCAGGCUGCACCCUGUAACACCACCAACACGGAGUAUCUCAGGCUGCACCCUGUAACACCACCAACACGGAGUAUCUCAGGCUGCACCCUGUAACGCCACCAACACGGAGUAUUUCAGGCUGCACCCUGUAACACCACCAACACGGAGUAUCUCAGGCUGCACCCUGUAACGCCACCAACACGGAGUAUCCCAGGCUGCACCCUGUAACGCCACCAACACGGAGUAUCUCAGGCUGCACCCUGUAACACCACCAACACGGAGUAUCUCAGGCUGCACCCUGUAACACCACCAACACGGAGUAACCAACACGGAGUAUCUCAGGCUGCACCCUGUAACACCACCAACACGGAGUAUCUCAGGCUGCACCCUGUAACGCCACCAGCACGGAGUAUCUCAGGCUGCACCCUGUAACACCACCAACACGGAGUAACCAACACAGAGUAUCUCAGGCUGCACCCUGUAACACCACCAACACGGAGUAUCCCAGGCUGCACCCUGUAACACCACCAACACGGAGUAUCCCAGGCUGCACCCUGUAACACCACCAACACGGAGUAUUUCAGGCUGCACCCUGUAACACCACCAACACGGAGUAUCCCAGGCUGCACCCUGUAACACCACCAACACGGAGUAUCUCAGGCUGCACCCUGUAACACCACCAACACGGAGUAUCCCAGGCUGUACCCUGUAACACCACCAACACGGAGUAUUUCAGGCAGUAUCUGGUAACAUGGACAUGGGAGGAAGUACCAUGUGCACAUACAGAACUCAAUGAAGGUGCUGAUAAUGAGAAGGAGAUCUGUAACACUGUAGAUAAGCAGUGAAAAAGUUGUCUUUCAACAUG